This is a messenger RNA of Aricia agestis (brown argus), 956 nucleotides long. RefSeq names its product lysM and putative peptidoglycan-binding domain-containing protein 2 (gene red). Bases 104 to 763 code for a protein of 219 amino acids. Lineage: Eukaryota; Metazoa; Arthropoda; Insecta; Lepidoptera; Lycaenidae. The transcript is spliced from 4 exons. The record is from RefSeq and is a predicted model, not a curated record.
UGACAGUCAAUGUCAAAUCGUGAGUAUCACGAAAUCGCAGGAAUUUUUAUUUUGUUAAUUUGUUUUUCGUUUUCUCAUAGUUUUAUCACUUUAGUCGUUGGAUAUGGAGGAGGAUCGUCUCUUUGACGAACGAGUCUCAAUAAGAGAAUCUGCUCGUCCUUUAAAAAAAUACGGAAGUACGUGUAAUCAUAUGAAGAGGAACGAGGAAUACAUAAAGCACAUAAUGACUAAAGGGGAUACGUUACAAGGCAUAGCUCUAAAAUAUGGUGUCACAAUGGAGAAAAUACGACGAGCAAACCGCUUAUUCGCCUCAGACAGUUUAUUUUUAAGAGAGUAUUUAUUAAUUCCUGUGACCAAAGACUCUCCCUUCUACGAGAAUGGUGAAAGAGUAACAGAAUUGGGUCCACCCACUCACCGAGCUUCAAUAGCGGGGAUGCCCACAAACGACUUCUCCCCUGGAAGCCCGGAUGAGAAGGAGACUUUUGAUAACUUCCUAAAUAGACUAGAUUCAUCUAUUGCGAGUAUCAAGAAACAUGUAGAAAAAACUAAGGAGAAUAGCGAGUUCGUGAAAGACCUGGAGCAGAGCUACCCGCGGUCGCGGCCGACGGCGCGGCUGCGGCAGUCGGCGUCGAUGGGCGCGUCCACGUCGUACAACGAGGUGGUGCCGCCGCCGCUGCCGCCGCCGCCGCUCACGCAGGGCCGCCGCGUCGACCGCUCGCUGCGAUGCCUCGAGCAGGUGCACGACGACCUGUUCCAGUUGUAGCGCCCGCGGCAGCGCAGAUAUGCGCGUCUACAAUGAGCUGAGCCGUGCUGUGAUAGCAGGGUCACGGCCGCUCUAGUUACUGACCACCCGUGUACAUAGGUCCGUAUGUAUAGAACGUUUUAUAUUUAACCAUAGUUUAUAUAAGAGUAUGCUUUACGCCAUGGUCUGUUUGUAAUAAAUAUCUUUUUAUUUA